CUUCCCAACUCUCUAACUUCCCUCAACAUUAUACUUCCAACUACCAUUUCUUCUCCCCCUCUCACCACAAAGGAACAAGAAUAUCUACAUUCUUGAUAUAUAUAUACUCGUGGAUUCUUGUGUGUAUUCUUAGUUUGUUUGAUCAAAAUGAGGGAUAGAAUGGAAAAAUUUGUACUUCUUCCAUUUUCUGUUGGUUGCAUCUCUGAAUCAAGUGUUGCAAUUGGUCAACAAUAUCAUCAUAAAAGAUCAAGCCCUCAUGAAUCCAACUUAACUCCCACAAGGAGCCAAGAAGGAAAAGAUGAGGAGGAGGAACAAGAAGAAGGAGAGGAUGAUGACAGAAUUUCAAGUUUGAAGAGUCCUAAUUUAAGCCUUAUGUCACUUCCCAAGUUUCAGAGGCUUUUCAAGAAUUUCAAGAACUUGUCCCACUUAUUUGUGGAUAAGGAUGAAAUGGAGGAUGAGGAGAUGAUGGGGAUGGAAAUAGGAGUUCCAACAGAUGUGAAGCAUGUGACUCACAUAGGAAUAGAUGGUGCCUCUACUUCGAUCCUUUCUAGGAGUUGGGAACAUCUCAAAACCCCUGAUUUCCUUACUCUCUCUUCUUAAUUAACAUUAUUAUAUAUUCUGAUUUUCCACUGUCAAAUGACUCAAUUUGCAAGAAGGAAAUGUUAAGUGUCUUUAAUUAGUGUCAAAAUGUAUGUAUAAGGCUUUGGGAUUAUUCCAAAAACUUUGUUGUUUGUACAAUGAUGGCUUCUUAAUUGCCUUCUUGUUUGUGAGGUGUGGGUAAAACAUCCAAAUGAGAUCUACUCUCUCCGUCCCAAUUUAUGUGAAGGUGUUUGGAUUUCGAGAGUCAAA
Nicotiana tabacum (common tobacco) is the source of this 849-nucleotide messenger RNA. RefSeq names its product CRIB domain-containing protein RIC4. The record is from RefSeq and is a predicted model, not a curated record. Lineage: Eukaryota; Viridiplantae; Streptophyta; Magnoliopsida; Solanales; Solanaceae.